AUGUCGUUUCGGAUUCGAAUGGUCAGUUUGUUCUCGCGAACCGAGGAGGAGAAAUUGGUGGCUUUUGCUCAGAUGGAUCACGAAAAGCGAGUGCGAUCAUGUGACGCCUAUAUCGUUGAUGCUGAGGAGUACUAUUUUGAGCGAUCUUCUGUUUUAUUCGAUGCCGUUUUUAAAUACUAUGCAACAGGCCAAUUACACCGGCCGUUAGACGUAUGCCCUCAAGAGUUCGCCAACGAACUUUCAUACUGGAAAGUUCCCGAGUCUGUCAUGUCCAGUUGUUGUUGGCGCGGCUACAAUCAGCUGUAA
Ostertagia ostertagi is the source of this 306-nucleotide messenger RNA. The record is from the annotation of a GenBank genome assembly. Lineage: Eukaryota; Metazoa; Nematoda; Chromadorea; Rhabditida; Trichostrongylidae.